Prunus avium (sweet cherry) is the source of this 950-nucleotide messenger RNA. It is a transcript of the gene TIL, whose product is annotated as temperature-induced lipocalin. Gene Ontology annotation, biological process: lipid metabolic process; response to reactive oxygen species. Gene Ontology annotation, cellular component: cytoplasm. Lineage: Eukaryota; Viridiplantae; Streptophyta; Magnoliopsida; Rosales; Rosaceae. The record is from RefSeq and is a predicted model, not a curated record.
AAGCUGAAGCCACCUCCACACCUUAUCAACAGACCACAAACAUAAUAAAACCCCCAAAAACUCUCCCAUUCUCGAAACCUAGAAACAAUAAGAAACAAUGGCGAAGAAAACCAUGGAUGUGGUGAAGGGUCUGGAUUUGCAGAGGUACAUGGGGCGCUGGUACGAGAUAGCCUCAUUUCCGUCAAGGUUUCAGCCCAAGAGUGGAGAGAACACGAGGGCUACCUACACUCUGAGAGAUGAUGGGACUGUGAACGUGCUCAAUGAGACUUGGACUGAUGGAAAAAGAGGCUUCAUAGAGGGCACUGCAUACAAGGCCGACCCCUCCAGCGAAGAGGCCAAACUCAAAGUGAAAUUCUACGUUCCUCCAUUUUUGCCCAUCAUCCCUGUUACUGGUGAUUACUGGGUUUUGUUUAUUGAUGAGGAUUAUCAGUAUGCUUUGAUUGGCCAGCCUAGCAGGAAUUACCUUUGGAUUUUAAGCAGGCAGCCUCGUCUUGAUGAUGAAAUUUACAACCAGCUAGUUCAAAGGGCCAAGGAUGAGGAAUAUGAUGUUAGCAAACUCCACAAGACACCACAGAGUGAGACUCCACCGGAAGGAGAAGAAGGCCCCAAAGACACCAAGGGCAUCUGGUGGUUCAAAUCCAUCCUGGGAAAGUAGACAGUUUCUGAUAGCAAUAGCAUAUUUGGGGUUUGAGGAUGUGUAGGUAUUUGUAAUAAGAAACACACAAAAAACCCUUUUGGCAACAUCAAUCAAGACUAGGGAGUGUCGUUUGUUAAUUUGUGUAUGUUUUAGUAGUUGUUUGUUGCAGAGUCGAGACUGUUUCUGUGUGCAUGCGAUGAACUCUGAAGAAGCCUAUUAGUAUUGAAAAUAUUCCUUCUGUUUGUUCCGUCCUACGUAAUUUGUACCUGUGGAUUUUGAAUGAUAUUUUGAUGAGAUCACUCUUUACUUAAAA